Rhododendron vialii is the source of this 834-nucleotide messenger RNA. Its product is annotated as LRR receptor-like serine/threonine-protein kinase EFR. The transcript is spliced from 2 exons. The record is from RefSeq and is a predicted model, not a curated record. Gene Ontology annotation, molecular function: protein binding. NCBI's taxonomy places the organism in Eukaryota, Viridiplantae, Streptophyta, Magnoliopsida, Ericales, Ericaceae. The coding region runs from base 70 to 627 and encodes 185 amino acids.
UACAGCACUAAAGUAAUUGGCUUGCCCCAGAAAUCAACAACUUCAUCAGUGGCCUUCUCCAAUCACCAGAUGGAUCUGCCAUUUUCAUCGUCAUUAUUCCUUACUCCCUUGCUUUUGGCUUCAGUAGCCUACUCUGUGCAUCACGGGAAUGAGACCGACCGACUAGCCCUGCUCAACUUCAAGGCCCAAAUCACGGGCGAUCCUUUUGGAACUCUCAAGUCGUGGAACGAAUCCAUCCACUUCUGCCACUGGGUUGGGGUAACAUGUGGCCACCGCCACCCCACGAGGGUCACUGUGUUGAACCUGGAUGGCCGAGAAUUGGCAGGGUCCAUUUCGCCUCACAUUGGAAACAUGAGCUUUCUUAAGGAACUAUGGCUUUGUAACAACAGCUUCAGCCAUGAAAUCCCACCACAACUUGGCCGUUUGAAAAGGUUAGGAGAGAUACAGAUGGGUAACAAUUCAUUUACCGGUGAAAUUCCCACCAACAUAUCUGGUUGCUCUAACCUCAUUAUCCUUAGCCUUCCAAGAAAUAGAUUAUCAGGGAAAAUCGCCGUGGAGCUUGGUUUCCUGACUAAGCUACAGAUAAUAGGAUUGGUGGGAGUAUUCCUUAUGCUCUGGGAAAAAUAAAAAAGCUAGAAGCUCUUCAAUUAGGAGAGAAUAGAUUGGUUGGUACAAUUCCUUCCUCCAUCUUUAAUAUCUGUUCUAUCACAAGCUUUGUAGUUCCGGUUAACCAACUUCAAGGGAGACUUCCCUUGGAACUUGGAAAUACUCUUCUUAAUCUUCAAUUCGUUGAAGUUGUUUCCAACUUAUUUACUGGAUCUAUUCCAAUAUCCA